AACUUCCGGUCUGCUCCAGGGUGAUGGCGGACAGAGAAUGCUGCGUGAAGAACUGCAGGAGCACCUAUCACGAUGCCCAUGGCAGGAAGCUCCAGAACGGACUGACCUUCCACUGUUUCCCCGCCUGGAGGACGAGGGAAGGCGGCUCCGUGUCGGAGCUGACGAGGCGGAGGAGGGCCGCCUGGGUGGCUGCUGUCGCCCGCAGCGACAUCACGUUCGCCCACAUCCCGUCCUCCAUGAGGGUCUGCUCCCGCCAUUUCCACACCGGAAGACCAGCUUUCGAGAUGCUGGACUCGGAUCCGGACUGGGUUCCGUCUCUACACCUGGGUCAGCACGCUGAAGCCAACAGGAAGAGGAGAGGAGCAGAACACGGUCCAGAUUCUGGUUCCAGACCCGGGAGACCAGCUCCGCCUCCUUGGAGAGAAGUAAGAUCUGCUCUGCUGAGUCUGCUUCAGGAAAAACCCAUCAUGACUCAGCAGAACCGAGGAGAACCACAGGAGCGACCCGCUGACACCAGCCUCAGAGACUUUUUCAGGACCGCUCUGGAGUCGUCUUUGGAGGCCUCCAUCCAGGCCCGGGCCCAGGCCCGGUCCAACAGCGAGUACGAAGUGGAGCUGAACUUCGAGCUCCCGCCGACCCGGAAAGAGUCCGGGUCCUGUCAGAACUGUUCCCUGCUGCUGAGGAGGAUCCAGGACCUGGAGCAGCACUUGUUCCGGGUCGCCAGCAAACAGGACCGAGAAGCUGUGGAGGCUCGUAUCCAUCCGGGCCAGGACCAGAACCAGCAGAGUUCUGAAGAGGAGCAGACAUCGACGGAUCACCUGUCGCCCGGCGAGGUUCGGGUCGACGACGACUACGAGGUUCUGGACCUCGAGCUGGCCCCCCUCAGCCCGGACUCGUCCGACAAGACCUCGACGUCGACCCGGUCCCGCCCGACCCAGUUCCAGCCCAGCUGGUUGAAGACAUUCCCAUUCCUGCGGUACUCCCCGACCCAGAACCUCAUGUGGUGCCACGUGUGUCGGGUCCACGCCGAGGGCAUCCACCGGAACCACAGUCUGAUCAAAGGGUCCAACCGGUUCCUGAAGUUCAGCCUGACGACCCACAGCAGCCGGCAGUACCACCUGAGGAACCUGCAGCAGUACCAGGCCCGGUCCGGGUCUGCUGUCUGAGCCGGCCUCAGUUCUGGGCCCGGUUCUGAUCCAAGCUGCCUCGGGUUUUCCAGAACCGAACUUUAGGUUUUAUUUUGGAGCGAUCUGUUUCUGGUACAAGUUCUGGCCCGGACCAGUUUCAUUAGAUCCAGGAACCCAGCAGAACCUCUGGGUUGGUUCUUGUAAACAUUUGUUUUUGUUUUGGGUCAAACAGGUUCUGUUUGUUCAGGUCAACAAAUAAAGAACUCAUGAUGGA
This is a messenger RNA of Austrofundulus limnaeus, 1401 nucleotides long. RefSeq lists its product as uncharacterized. NCBI's taxonomy places the organism in Eukaryota, Metazoa, Chordata, Actinopteri, Cyprinodontiformes, Rivulidae. The record is from RefSeq and is a predicted model, not a curated record. The transcript is spliced from 5 exons. The coding region runs from base 24 to 1166 and encodes 380 amino acids.